Phlebotomus papatasi is the source of this 2075-nucleotide messenger RNA. RefSeq names its product mRNA export factor Gle1 (gene Gle1). The record is from RefSeq and is a predicted model, not a curated record. The transcript is spliced from 2 exons. Gene Ontology annotation, cellular component: nuclear pore; cytoplasm; nuclear pore cytoplasmic filaments. NCBI's taxonomy places the organism in Eukaryota, Metazoa, Arthropoda, Insecta, Diptera, Psychodidae. The coding region runs from base 101 to 2002 and encodes 633 amino acids. Gene Ontology annotation, biological process: regulation of translational termination; regulation of translational initiation; poly(A)+ mRNA export from nucleus. Gene Ontology annotation, molecular function: inositol hexakisphosphate binding; translation initiation factor binding; phospholipid binding.
AGCACAAUGUUUUGUGCCAAUUUUUUGUAUGGUUAGGGAGAAGGAGUUUUGUCUAAAAAUCCCCUUUUUCUUGUGUUACAUGAUUGUUUAGGCCCCAAAAAUGAAUUCCAAAUCAUCGAUAAAUUUUGAUUUCAAACCACUCAAACAGUCGAUAUUGGCAAAUGCCGCUAAGAUUUCACCUCUUAUCCGGGAGACAACAAUUGGGCCAAAUGCCGGAGAACGUUCCCUGGCCAGUGAACUGGCAGAUCUGACUAUUGAUGAGAGAAAGAAGCCACCGGAGAAGACGGUGUGGGAAGAAACAGAGUAUUCAGAAGGGAUGGGAAACGCUCAUUUGAAUUUGAAGGAGUAUUUUGAUGACAUUUCCAACAUCCGGAAGUUGCAGAGUUUGGAGAAACUGCGCAAGGAGGCCAUUCAGAAGGAGAUUAUGUCGAGGAUGAACCGUCAGAGGAUGAAGCAGACGGAUUUGGAGGCUAUUUACAGUGAGUCUCAGAGGAAUUUGCAGAGAAAGCUUACUGCGCAGUUUGAGGAGGCUGAGCGGCGAGUGAAGCAGACGCUGGAGGAACAGGAGAGACUCAGUCGGAUUCAGGAUGAACAGAUGCGAGAGGUGAUGCUGGCUAAUAGCAAGAGGAUCGACAAUCAACAGAAGAAACUUGAGCAGUGGCGUGCAAUGAAGUCAUGCAUGGAAGCUCUGGAAAAGGGUCAGGAAAAAUUCAAAAAAGGCUAUCAGACUUUUGUUCUCACCCUCAUGAGCAUAGAUAAGAACCUGUUUCUGAACUACGUGUCAAUCAAUGAGCGAGCGAAUAUGCUAAUUACCAGCUACGAUCACACGAUAAAGUCCAUUGCGGAAGGGAACAUCACGGAGAGUGCUGUCAAAGUGAUAGAGGGAUUAGCUGAGGAUCUGCAUAAGUUGCAGCAGGAAUUUGUCACGAAGAUCGCACAGGAUGCCGCAGCGGCAGAAGAGGCCAAGCAGAAACUCAAUCAGGAAGCUGCAAAGCCAGCAAAAGAGGAAAAAGCCUCCGUGGAUCAAACAGAUACCCUGCAGAAGGUCCAGGGACUCAAUCAAUUCAUCAGUCCACAAUCCCAGAAGCACUAUACAAAGGUCAUGAAUCAACUGGUGGAAUAUUCAUCUGCCAUUGAGCCUCUGUCCAGAGAUGACAAUGACAGCCUCAAAAAGUUCCGGAUCAACUGUCAAAAAGCCAUAAAUAUCCCGGUAAAUGCAAUAUCCGACGUGAGUGCUGAUCAUCUUCGGGACAAAUAUGACAAACUAGCUGCCCUGCUCAGUGGAACUCCUGUCUCCUGUGGCAGCGAACAGGUGAACACGUCAGCCCAUCCGCUUGGCCAGAAGUUCUGCACAGUUUUGCUGUCAAAGAAGUUUGUCAGUCAGGCAGGAACGGAAGUUGCCAGCAAUCCCAAAGCAGCCUUCGCUCUAGCAGCUGUGAUAGUUGCCCUCUGGCAGAAAUUCCCGGAUUUCGGCAUACUCUUCCUGGCUCAUACCUAUCGGGAUUGCCCCUACCUCGUGCCCUACUUCAUUCCCCAGUUCGAAGGUCAAUCCACAGAAGAUUACAUGAAACUCCUCGGCUACAAGGUCACCAAUGGUCAACUCGAGCCACAAAACAUUUACCUGAGCCGAAUGGCCGGAAUUGCACGACUCUAUGCGGCCAUUCUGGUGACAAAGCCCCGAAUGGGGGAGACCGCACCCCAUCCGCAUGAUCUCAACAAUGGCUGGAUUUGGCUAUGCAAUAUCCUCAAUUUGGAACCAUUGCCAGAAAUCUGUGCCACGAUGAUCCUGGAAGUGCUGCAGAUUGCCGGCGAGGAGAUGCGUUGUUCGUACGGGAAGCAAUUCCUCAAGCUCAUCUUUGCCAUUCAGAAUCAGUACUUUCCCAAGUUGGAGCUGGUGGAUGAGGGUGGACCCAAGUCCAGGCUGCAGGUUUUGCUGGAGACAGUGAUGAAGGAGGGCAAAUUCAAUAGGCCAGAUGGGGCUCUCCAGGCGAAUUUUUGGUGAGUGUUUGUGAUCUUUUACGACUAUUGUACGAUUUACGAAAUUACUACGAUUAUUAAAUGUUUUCCAAUACUGA